Messenger RNA from Acanthopagrus latus (yellowfin seabream), 1284 nucleotides. It is a transcript of the gene srr, whose product is annotated as serine racemase. Gene Ontology annotation, molecular function: threonine deaminase activity; L-serine ammonia-lyase activity. The transcript has 7 exons. Gene Ontology annotation, biological process: L-serine catabolic process; L-threonine catabolic process. NCBI's taxonomy places the organism in Eukaryota, Metazoa, Chordata, Actinopteri, Spariformes, Sparidae. The record is from RefSeq and is a predicted model, not a curated record. The coding region runs from base 141 to 1112 and encodes 323 amino acids.
AGAAAAGUUCGCUCACUGUACUGAAUGUACUUCAGUGCCACCUGCACGGGCAGCCAUGUCUGCGGUCCGUUUCAUAAACAGUCCGACUGGAAACGCGUUUCAAACAGGAAGAACUAUUCUGCUGGGAGGAGCAAAAAAAUAUGGGUGAGGUGUCUGCAGACGCCAUCACCAUGGAUCUGCUGAGAGAAGCCAGGGAGACAGUGAGAGGCAGCCCCCUUGCUGUCAUCAACACUCCCAUGAUCCCCUGGUGCCAGACGACCCUUCCCCUAGACAUCCGCUGCAACAUCCACAUCAAACUGGAGAACAUGCAGAGAACGGGGUCAUUUAAGAUCAGAGGAGUGGCCAAUCAGUUUGCCAGGAGACCGAAGGGUGGACAUUUUGUCACCAUGUCUGCUGGGAACUAUGGGAAGUCUUUUGCGUAUGCCUCAAAACACUACGGGACAAAAGGGAAGGUGGUGAUGCCUGAAACUGCCCCGGUGUCCAGAUCGAUCCUCAUACAGAGUUUUGGGGUGGAGGUGGAGCGUGUUCCCACCACCUGUCUGAUGAAUGUGGUGAACCGCUGCGUUCAGGAGGACAACAUGACCUUCCUGCACUCCUACGACGACUUGGAUCUGAUAGCAGGACACGCCAGUCUAGGUAUGGAGGUGCUGGAGGUGGUGCCCGAGCCUGAUGUGGUGGUGGUGUGCUGCGGUGGAGGGGGGCUGCUGGCUGGCGUGGCGGCUGCCAUCAAACUGUCGGGCUGCGAUAAGACCAGAAUCUACGGUGUGGAACCAGAAGGAGCCUGCACCAUGUACAGGAGUUUCAUCGAGAAGAAGCCGGUGGGCAUGAACACAAAGAGCAUUGCCUCAGGACUUGCACCACCCUUUACAGGCAAACUGCCUUUCGACUUGUGCCAGCGGUACGUGGAGGGGAUCGUCCUUAUAAACGACGAGGAGAUCAAGGCAGCCGUGUCUACCCUCUACAGGUCCGGACUCGUGGUGGAGCCGUCGGGCUCUGCCGCCUUCGCCGCCAUUGUGAACAACAAGAUACCCGACCUGGAGGAGAAGAAUGUGGUGUGCAUCCUCAGCGGGGGGAACAUCGGAAAAGAUGAGCUUGCCAACUUCAAAGACUGAAAAAUGUACACUACUUUACAAUAAUGUGACUUUUCUUAUACGUCUCUCCUUUUCUUCAUGUACUGUACAUGUUGUCCCUUGUCUCUGGUUAACAUGCUGUGAAGAUGAAAACACAUUCAGGUCUUCUGAUUUGGAUGAACAAAGUCAUUAAAGGUGAUAGAAAGGCGAAGAA